Molecule: messenger RNA, 1162 nt
Organism: Plodia interpunctella (Indianmeal moth)
Lineage: Eukaryota; Metazoa; Arthropoda; Insecta; Lepidoptera; Pyralidae
Exons: 5
Coding region: 169-1086 (305 amino acids)
Source: RefSeq, a predicted model, not a curated record
ACACACAAAAACAAAUAAAUAUUCAAACGUCAUAGCAGCCGUCAUUAAGCCACCAUUAUUUAUUAUUUUUUUCCAACAAAAUUCAAGUUACUAAGCCGUAAUCAUGAUACAGAAAAUAAAAUUGUGUGUGUAAUUAAGCAAAGUCUUCUUCACUCUCCUCUGCCCAGUAUGUCCUUGAUGACCAAUUUCUUAAAGUGUUUUUCUGGAAGUGGCUUCAGGAAACCCUUCUACAACGUCUUAGCCAAUCAGCUCAAAAGAAGCUUCUCGGAUACUCCAAAGGCCGAUACUGAAUCCAAGCAAGUGACGGUACAAAAUGUGCAGGGCAAUGAGAGUGAGGAGCGAGUUCGUGUGCGUCGCGCGCGCGCCUCGGACGUGCCACGCGUGCUUCGCUUCGUUCGCGAGCAUGCUCGGAGCGCCUGGCCCGGGCUCGCCGCGCCCCCCAGCGGCUCACAUUUGAUUCUCUGCGACUAUGUAGCCAGGGCUCUCGCUCAAGGUCUGUCCGGUUUUCUUUGGCACUCCAUGCUAGCGGAGCAGCAGGAAGCCCGCCGUGGCUGGGGCUCCGUCCGCGGGCUGGCUCUGGGCACCGCUAUCUGCCCGUGGGAUGCGGCCAUGUUGGAACGCUGGGCCCGCUGCAUGCGGUGCACCAAAUCCAGACGACUGAUGCACUUCACUGCCCAUUGCCUGCGCGCACCCGCCUUGCACGAUAAAUAUCGUGUGCAGAAGAUAUUACAGAUAACAUUGAUGGUUCCAUUGGACACUCCGAAAAGAUCUGAUAUCAUCAACGUGCUCGCUCGAAACGCCAUCCAGCGAGGUCGGGAUGUGGGCUUCAAGGUCGUUAGGUUUGACACCUGUGACGCCGUCAUUGCCCAAUCACUCGAAGACUUAGACCUGAAGAAAGAAUGGGUCCUUACAUACGAUGUAUAUCCUGAUGCUAUAAAAGAAACUGCUGAUAAAUCACCGAGAACAGAAUCAAAACACGCAAAAAGUGUGGAAGAAAGGCCAGAUGAGAAGAAGAAAGGAAAAAGAUCACAUUUUCUUGCAGUUUACACUUCACAUACACCAGACGUCAAACCUGCUGAAUCAUGAUUUAAAUACAAAUUUAUCCGCGUGUAACAAUAUAAGGAAACAAUAUAAGUUAACGGCUUAGUGACGGCUGCUAAGA